Molecule: messenger RNA, 3340 nt
Organism: Acinonyx jubatus (cheetah)
Lineage: Eukaryota; Metazoa; Chordata; Mammalia; Carnivora; Felidae
Gene: EZH2
Product: enhancer of zeste 2 polycomb repressive complex 2 subunit
Exons: 20
Coding region: 810-3071 (753 amino acids)
Biological process (GO): chromatin remodeling
Molecular function (GO): histone H3K27 methyltransferase activity; protein binding
Source: RefSeq, a predicted model, not a curated record
UGAUUUUAAUACUUGGAGAAGCAGAUGUUCUGGUUUAGACUUAAAAUGGGGACUCUGUGUUACGACUUCGGCAUCUGGAGAAUGAUGGGCUGUCCCCACAUGCAAACAUAAUUGCUUCCUAGAGCCCACAACUACAGAUAAGGUGGAAGAAUUUACUCGGCAUUUGCUGCAUUUUUUGUUUGCUGGCCGGGACAUCCCUCGUGUGAGUAGAGGUGGCACAGGGGGCAAAAGUACAGACUUUUCUCCCUGUGCUGAAGGUGAGAAGCCUGGUUAAUUAAAAGUGUGCGGGGAGAAUGCUUGAGUUUGCACCAGACGAUGUACUGUGUACUUCCUACUGUGAGUGCUGUGUGUAUAUUUUGCUGUUUCAGAUUUCUCUUUUUCAGUUACAUUCUUCAUUUAUGCCUGUAGCUGCUAAUUUAAUGAUCAAAAACUUAAAGUAUGUGUCUGUUUUUUUGCUCCAGAAGUCUCAUAGACUAAAACCCAGCUUGUUCGAGUAUUUCUGUAAUAGAGUUAUUUCCGUAAUGGGGUCGAUCACGUUUCUGUAAGACGGUUGUCCUUUGGGAGUAGAGAACCUUUGUAACUCAAAACGCCUCUUAAAAGUUGUAUUAAGUAAACGUUUAAACUUUGAAUGAAAUGUUUUACAUUUAACCCUACAGAACCAAUGAGCACCCCCCCCUCUUGGAAGUAUCAACAGUGUCAUGUAUUAUUUACUUUGUUUGUUAGUUUGCUGGGGAUUGAAACGCAAGUGAUCAUGUUCAGGCUGGUUAGAUUAGUGAUUUUAAUAUGAAACCAUUGCUUUUAGAAUAAUCAUGGGCCAGACUGGGAAGAAAUCUGAGAAGGGACCGGUUUGUUGGCGCAAGCGUGUAAAAUCAGAGUACAUGCGGCUGCGGCAGCUCAAGAGGUUCAGGCGGGCUGACGAAGUUAAGAGUAUGUUUAGUUCCAAUCGUCAGAAAAUUUUGGAAAGAACGGAAAUCUUAAACCAAGAAUGGAAACAGCGAAGGAUACAGCCUGUCCACAUCCUGACUUCUCUCCCAGUGGUCCAGCCACACAGUCGCCUAUUGUACCAGCUGGUUGAUUGUUCAGUGACCAGUGACUUGGAUUUUCCAACACAAAUCAUCCCAUUAAAGACUCUGAAUGCAGUCGCUUCAGUACCCAUAAUGUAUUCUUGGUCUCCCCUACAGCAGAAUUUUAUGGUGGAAGAUGAAACAGUUUUACAUAACAUUCCUUAUAUGGGGGAUGAAGUUUUAGACCAGGAUGGGACUUUCAUUGAAGAGCUAAUAAAAAACUAUGAUGGAAAAGUACACGGGGAUAGAGAAUGCGGGUUUAUAAAUGAUGAAAUUUUUGUGGAGUUGGUGAAUGCUCUUGGUCAGUACAAUGAUGAUGAUGAUGAUGAUGAUGAUGGCGAUGACCCUGAUGAAAGAGAAGAAAAACAGAAAGAUCUGGAGGAGAACAGAGAUGACAAAGAAAGCCGCCCGCCUCGGAAAUUUCCUUCCGAUAAAAUUUUUGAAGCCAUUUCUUCAAUGUUUCCAGAUAAGGGCACAGCAGAAGAACUAAAGGAAAAGUAUAAAGAACUGACCGAGCAGCAGCUCCCGGGCGCACUUCCUCCUGAGUGCACCCCGAACAUCGACGGGCCGAACGCCAAGUCCGUGCAGAGGGAGCAGAGCCUGCACUCUUUCCACACGCUCUUCUGCAGGCGGUGCUUCAAGUACGACUGCUUCCUGCACCCUUUUCACGCAACACCCAACACUUAUAAGCGGAAGAACACAGAAACGGCUCUAGACAACAAGCCUUGUGGACCACAGUGUUACCAGCACUUGGAGGGAGCAAAGGAGUUUGCCGCUGCCCUCACCGCCGAGCGGAUAAAGACGCCGCCGAAGCGGCCCGGAGGCCGCAGGAGAGGACGGCUCCCCAACAACAGCAGGCCCAGCACCCCCACCAUUAACGUGCUGGAAUCGAAAGACACAGACAGCGACCGGGAAGCGGGGACGGAGACGGGCGGGGAGAACAACGAUAAAGAGGAGGAGGAGAAAAAAGACGAGACUUCCAGUUCCUCGGAAGCGAAUUCUCGAUGUCAAACGCCAAUAAAGAUGAAGCCAAAUAUCGAGCCUCCCGAAAACGUGGAGUGGAGUGGUGCCGAGGCCUCGAUGUUCAGGGUCCUCAUUGGCACGUAUUAUGACAAUUUCUGUGCCAUUGCCAGGCUCAUUGGGACCAAAACUUGUAGGCAGGUGUAUGAGUUCCGUGUCAAAGAAUCCAGCAUCAUAGCUCCGGUGCCAGCGGAGGAUGUGGACACCCCUCCAAGGAAGAAGAAGAGGAAACACCGGUUGUGGGCUGCACACUGCAGAAAGAUACAGCUGAAAAAGGAUGGCUCCUCUAACCACGUUUACAACUACCAGCCCUGUGACCAUCCGCGUCAGCCUUGUGACAGUUCGUGCCCUUGUGUGAUAGCACAAAACUUUUGUGAAAAGUUUUGUCAGUGUAGUUCAGAGUGUCAGAACCGCUUUCCCGGCUGCCGCUGCAAAGCCCAGUGCAACACCAAGCAGUGCCCAUGCUACCUGGCCGUGCGCGAGUGCGACCCCGACCUCUGCCUCACCUGUGGUGCGGCCGACCACUGGGACAGCAAAAACGUGUCCUGCAAGAACUGUAGCAUCCAGCGGGGCUCCAAGAAGCACCUGCUGCUGGCGCCGUCCGACGUGGCGGGCUGGGGGAUUUUCAUCAAAGAUCCCGUACAGAAAAACGAAUUCAUCUCGGAGUACUGUGGAGAGAUUAUUUCUCAAGAUGAAGCAGACAGAAGAGGGAAAGUCUACGACAAAUACAUGUGCAGCUUUCUGUUCAACUUGAACAAUGAUUUUGUGGUGGAUGCAACCCGCAAGGGUAACAAGAUUCGUUUUGCAAAUCAUUCAGUAAAUCCAAACUGCUAUGCAAAAGUUAUGAUGGUUAACGGCGACCACAGGAUAGGGAUUUUUGCUAAGAGAGCCAUCCAGACUGGUGAAGAGCUGUUUUUUGAUUACAGAUACAGCCAGGCCGACGCCCUCAAGUACGUGGGCAUCGAGAGAGAAAUGGAAAUCCCUUGACAUCGGCUACCUCCUCCCCCCCCUCCUCCUUUCUGGAACAGCUGCCUUAGCUUCAGGAACCUCGAGUACUGUGGGCAAUUUAGAAGAAUAAAAUGCAGUUUGAAAUUCUGAAUUUGCAAAGUACUGUAAGAAUAAUUUAUAGUAAUGAGUUUAAAAAUCAACUUUUUAUUGCCUUCUCACCAGCUGCAAAGUGUUUUGUACCAGUGAAUUUUUGCAAUAAUGCAGUAUGGUACAUUUUUCAACUUUGAAUAAAAGAAUACUUGAACUUC